UAGCCCGGUGAGGUUUGUGUCCCAUUCUCUGACGCCCCAAGGUUUGUUGACCUGCAGAAUGCUUCGAUACCAAUAUUGUAGAAAAUAUAAGGAACUUUUUUCAUGCUGGCUGGAGCCUAGCAUACUCAAUUUGGGUAUCUGGCCAAAAAAAAUACAUACUACAGCAGAAAGAUAUAAUGAAGAUGACGCGGAGAAGCAAACAGUUCAAACUGGAGCUCAAGAGUUGCACAGCUGUCAAGAUAAAGAUUCUGAAGCUACAACUAAAUUACAUAUUCCAGUCAUGGUGGAUGAGGUUGUCCGUUGUUUAGCACCUCAAAAGGGGCAGAUUUUUCUAGAUAUGACAUUUGGUUCAGGAGGACAUACAAGAGCCAUUCUAAAGAAGGAGCCAGAUAUUACUCUGUACGUCUUAGACAGAGACCCAACAGCUUAUGCAAUAGCGGAACAGCUUUCAGAAUUGUAUCCUAAACAGAUCCAAGCUAUGCUAGGUCAGUUCAGCCAGGCAGAAGCCUUAUUAAUGAAAGCUGGUGUCCAGCCAGGGACUUGUGAUGGAGCUGUUUUGGAUCUUGGGUGUUCCUCCAUGCAACUUGAUGCUCCUGAAAGAGGUUUUUCCCUUCGGAAAGAUGGCCCCUUGGACAUGAGGAUGGAUGAUGACAGGUACCCUGACAUGCCCACCGCUGCUGAUGUUGUGAAUGCUUUAGAUCAACAGGCACUUGCAUCCAUCCUAAGAACAUAUGGGGAGGAGAAGCAUGCCAAGAAAAUCGCUUCAGCAAUCGUUCAGGCACGCAGCAUCUACCCCAUCACCAGAACCCAGCAGCUUGCCAGCAUUGUUGCAGGUGCAUUUCCUCCCUCUGCUCUUUAUGCACGAAAAGACUUGCUGCAGCGGUCUACCCAUAUUGCUACCAAGACUUUCCAAGCUCUUCGCAUAUUUGUCAACAAUGAGCUCAAUGAACUCUACACAGGACUAAAGACAGCUCAGAAGUUUCUGAGACCAGGUGGUCGCCUCGUUGCCCUCUCCUUCCAUUCACUAGAAGAUCGCAUCGUCAAAAGAUUCUUGCUUGGAAUAAGCAUGACAGAAAGGUUUAACUUAAGUGUUAGACAGAAGGUGAUAAAAACAUCACAGCUGAGUUCAGGUCAUGAAAACAAUGAAGGAGGAGUUUCUAUGAGAAGAGCUUCUCUAACAUGGGAAUUGAUACAUAAGAAGGUACUUACUCCAGAAGAUCAGGAUGUACAAGACAAUCCCAGAGGGCGCUCAGCCAAGCUUAGAGCAGCUAUCAAAUUAUGAGAAAGUUACCUUUCUUCUAUUCUUCAAAUUUUUUCUCCCAGUUUUUCUAAUUUUUUUUUUCAUGUAACAUUCUUGAACAGCUUAAUACAGCUUUAAGUGCGAGGCAGUCUGGAAAUUGAUGGCAUUUAGCAUUAUGUUUUUUCUCUAAAAGAAACUGUAAGAAAUAUUAGCAUGACACAGAAACUCCAGGAGCAGCAACAUCACAAGACUGGAAAAAUGUGUUUACUUUUGCAUUGUUUUUGACUUUUGAAAUGCAACCUUUUCUCUGGCCAGGGUAUAC
Molecule: messenger RNA, 1562 nt
Organism: Carlito syrichta (Philippine tarsier)
Lineage: Eukaryota; Metazoa; Chordata; Mammalia; Primates; Tarsiidae
Gene: METTL15
Product: methyltransferase like 15
Exons: 6
Coding region: 59-1282 (407 amino acids)
Biological process (GO): rRNA base methylation
Molecular function (GO): rRNA (cytosine-N4-)-methyltransferase activity
Source: RefSeq, a predicted model, not a curated record